Messenger RNA from Osmia bicornis bicornis, 3509 nucleotides. RefSeq lists its product as uncharacterized. The record is from RefSeq and is a predicted model, not a curated record. Gene Ontology annotation, biological process: extracellular matrix organization; cell adhesion. Gene Ontology annotation, cellular component: extracellular matrix. NCBI's taxonomy places the organism in Eukaryota, Metazoa, Arthropoda, Insecta, Hymenoptera, Megachilidae. Bases 355 to 3399 code for a protein of 1014 amino acids. Gene Ontology annotation, molecular function: cell adhesion molecule binding. The transcript has 10 exons.
GUUUGAGAUAACCGUAUGAACAUCACGUACUCUUAUGUAAGGAACGCAAUUAAUCUGUCUUAAUUUUUUGAUAGACGAAAUUAAACGAGUAAGUUAUAAUUUGGCCUAACACCGAGGGGCACCCUGUAUGAGGCACUCGUGUCUCAGAUGUAAGGCGGGUCACUCCUCGUACAGGGGCAAGGACCGUCCACUAGUCGACGGGAAACCACGUGGAAUUGAAACAUCAUGCAAAACAAGGAACCAGUGCACAGAAGAGGAAGUGGGGUGCCGAUGUGCCGGUGGUGAAGUUCUCGUAAAAGAAAGGCCGAUUCGAGUGCGAGCAUCGAUCCAGAAGAAGGAAGAUCGUUUUUCGUAAUGAGACCAGAGAAUGUUCUAUGCUUCCUGUGGAUCGCUACGGUCCUAAGGAUAGAGACUUUCGUUGCCGGCGAUGCUGACCUGGCCAUCCCACCGGGAGCUGAUUUUAAUCAUUUCCAACAGAAUCGUCCAACUCUCGAUCCACGACCUCGUCUGUCGGCCUCUCAGCAAGUUCAAAUACUGAGCGACGUCCAGCAACACCAGCUUCGUUACCGACGUCCUCAACAAGAUCUCUCAAACUCCCAAAGCUCAACUUUCCUGAACCAGGAACAACUCGGUGCAUCGUAUCCGUCCUUAGCUAAAUACAAAGUAGAUCGUUCGAAGCAGCAACAGAUACAACGACUGCUCGAGCAACAGAAACAGUUGCAACAAUUAAUCCAGCAACAACAACAGAAAGUAGCUCAGCAACUGGGCAAUUCUAAUUACUUGAGGAACGGUCAAGCUCAGUAUCAAACCGAGAUACCUAAGCAACAGCAACAAUUCAAUAGCCAGUAUCAAGUUGGCAACAAUCGGUUCCAGAAUCUCCAGCAAGACCUGUCCCAGCCUUUAUUCAGCGAUCAGCAAACCGUGCAAUUGCAAGAGUAUGUAGAAAAACAACGGGAGCUGGAAUUAUUGAAGAAACAGAGGGAACAAUUGUUAUUGGAGCAACAAGAAUUAAGAAGGCAACAGGAGUUCCUGAGGCUUCAACAAUUACAGAAACUGACGUCCACUACUUCCAUACCUGUCCCUGUCACGUCAGCCAGCACAGUUUCUAUCAACACCACUUUGUCUCCUCUUCUGGUGUCACUGUCGACAGCGAGGAAGAUCACUCCAUCGGAGACGGAGUUGUUCCUCAAGGCGAUAGCCACUCAUCAGCAGAAAUACUCCACGACGCCUAUUCCAUCUACGACAACCACAAGCAGGCCAACCACCGUCGCGACUGUCGUUCCCAAAGCGACAGUCGCUCCAGACAUUUCAGAAAGUAUACUGAAUCAAUUCGCUCGACAGGGUAAAUCUAAGCCUCAGAUUAAAAUCGUGUACCAGACUGAAAAGCCAGCGACAGGAAGGUCCGCCAGUGCCAAAAGCAGGUCCAGCUCUAUGGACAGAGAUGCUCUGUUGAAGCAGCUGAAGCUGGCCCUGGCAGAGUCCGUGGACGAUGAUCUUAGAAACGUUACCACUAGAGAUAUAGUUCUUCCUAAUGGAAAGAAGAUUCAGUUGAUAGAUACUUCGAAUGGGUUGACUUCCAAUGUACCCACUGGUGGUUCCACGGUCACGGCGUCCACUUUAGCUCUAACUACACCCACGGUUAAACCACCGAAAGCUAUUCUAGAGGAAUUGACUAAGGGUGUUUUACCACCUGGAGCAGAUUUCGAAGUGAUCAGACAAAAGAGCGAUGGGAAAUUGGAAGAAAUCGGAAAGGCACCGAUACAAAGUUUGCCUGCUAAAAAGGUGACUUUUGUGGUUCUCGAGGAACAGCCUGAUGGGAGUUACAAAGUUCAAGGAGUGAAAGGAAACGGGGAUAAAGAAGGAAGUGAUGUAGAUUCUAUUGUUGAGAGGAUCAAAAAAGGGGAAUUGAAAUUGCCCCCCAGUUCUUUGAACUCUCCUACUUCGUCUACUCUUCAGACUGUUGGAUCUAACGAUGGUAACUUCGUUUCGAGUAAACAGCCUUCAACGACGGCUUCGAAUGUUGGCUCUACUAGUUUCAGAUCGACUACUGUAAGACCCACUUCAAUUUCAUCGAGAUACACCGAUGUCAAGCCAACGGAAUACCCUAAUCACGUUACAAUCACACCGAAUUUGGUUUCAACGACUGACAAAUACCUUUCGUCAGCUUCGAGCGUGGCCAGCCACGUGUACAAUUCUUUCGGCACGAUAAAUACCAGCUCGAAAUCGACGCCGGAUGAUCAAGAUCAUCGAAUAACUGGGAAAUAUCCGAGAAAUCAUUUCAUACCGACGAUGGCUCCGGUCAACGAAAUCAUUACGACAACAUCCUCGCUGAUACCGACCACUUUCUCUCAACAUUCGACCAAUUCUUACGCUUACCAGCCGUCCAGUGAAACUUCGACGACGUUGAAGCCAAUUCCAACCAUAGCCAGACCGUCGACCACCUUACAUAACGAAAAUAUCGUUUAUCAAGAGAGCUUCGAAAAGUCUACUCUUUCACCUCCGACUGAAUUCCCUUCAACGAAGAAUCAGGUCUUCGAAAGCCUGGCUACGUUGUUGAGGAGAGAAGGACUUUUUGCUAUGGCUAAAUACCUGAGGCAAUCGGGCCUCGACAACGUUCUAAACGAAACUGGUCCGUACACGAUAUUCAUCCCGACAGAUAAGGCUUUCAGGACGUUAUUGGUACAGCUUGGGGGACCAGAGAAAGCAGAACAAAAAUUCCGUGAUAAUCCUAGACUCCUUAGUGGACUUCUGCUUCAUCAUGUGAUACCAGGAGCCUUCAGGAUCGAUUCCUUACAAGACGAAAUGACCGGCAUUAGCUUGGCCGGGACACAAUUAAGAGUGAAUGAAUAUCAAAUGCAUGAUCACGAAUGGAACGACAUAAAGCAGGUAACAACAAUAAACGGAGCAAAGGUAGCAUCAAAUAAACGUGAUAUCGAAAUCCCACAAGGAAUUGCUCACGCCGUAGAUAGGGUCAUGUUCCCGCUCCCGGUAGGGGAUUUGGUACAAACAUUGCAUGCAGAUCGAGAGAAAAGAUUUACCACCUUCCUAAAGAUCCUUUAUGCUUCGGGUCUUCAAGAUACGUUAUCAGGACCGAAAACCUUCACUAUUUUCGCUCCAACGGACUCCGUUUUCGAGUUAGCCUCGAAAGAUGGAACACCGAUCUGGUCAGAAGCUGAUGGACCAGAAGCUGCGAAAACGAUAGUUUUGAAACAUGUAACACCGUCGACGUUAUACACAGCAGGAAUGAGGUAUUAUUUACAGAAAGAUACCCUUCGUCCCCAGUCGCCAAUUCAUAUCCAUAAAAAUGGCGGACGAGUACGAGUAAACGAGGCACACGUUACCAUGCAUAAUAUACCAGCAACAAAUGGGGUCUUACAUGCGAUUGAUGGUAUAUUAUAAAAAUAUAUAACAAUUUUUAGGUCCUACCUUUUGAAAAGUUAUGCAUUUCAGCUAAUGCGUUAGUCGCAGAUUAACAAAACUAUUUAAUUCUUUGUAAUUCAUUGGCUCCA